AGAACCAAACCCAACAUAAGCCAACCCAACCCAAGCCACAGUCCCAACCAACAACAAACCACAAACAACAGGCUCACACAUCAUCAAAAGCAACUCACAUAUGAACACAUAACCAACACCACCACCACCACCAAACAUGACAACCAGCCAUCCCAACCGAUCACACCUAGAGAUCGCCAACUCACUCAAAAAGCAACUAGUCACCUCACUCACUGCCUCAAACGAAAAGGAGAUUAAGGAAUGUUUAGAACGGAUCAAGAAAGAGGUCCAUCCCAGUGAAGAACUCAUUCGAGCUACAAAGAUCGGGAUCACCGUGGGAAAACAGAGACAAAACUCGAAUCCAGAGAUCGCCAAAAUAGCUAAGUCGAUCAUCAACCAAUGGAAGAGUCACAUGAAGAAAGAACCCACUCCGUCUCAAUCCUCUUCCUCCAAAAAUGGCACGACUACCUCCGCCUCUUCGAAUUCCAAUCAUAACCCCAAAAGUCCGAGUUUGUCGAGUUCUCAACAUUCGAAUAUGAAGUCACCUCGCCCAGACCAAGCAGCGAAACUGACGAAUCUGAGCACCACAACCAGUCCCGAGAAACCGACGACGACGACGACAACAACAACAACAACCGCGACGACGAGUGCGACUAAUUCGAACAACCCUGCGACCGGGCCAUCGGCAACAACUGUCGGCUCCUCGCAACCUAAGACGACCCCUCAAUUCUCGCCCAACUCAAAUGGCACUAAGAUUAAAAGGAAUGGGCCGAGAAGCUCGAAAACUGAGGACCCUAGCUUGAACUUCGAGCUCUACAAGGACGAGAAGGUCAGGAACGGGAGUCUGAAAGCGGUCUUUGAUGCAUUGAUCUUCGACUCGGAUGCCCCCGCCGAUUUGAUCUACGAGAGGGCUAAGGCUAUCGAGACUGAGGUCAACAAAACCCACGACUCGAACGGCUAUAAGAUCAAAAUGCGCUCCUUAAUCUUCAAUCUCCGAGACAAAAACAAUCCUGGACUGCGCGAAUCGGUUGUUUCUGGAGAGAUCUCUGCCAGUCGAUUAUGUGUUAUGGGUCCACAAGACAUGGCCAGUGAGGAAAGGAAAGCGCAAGACCGGAAGUUGGCCGAGGAGAACUUGUUCAAAGCCCGAGGGGCUGGGCCUCAACAAGCCGAAACCGAUGCCUUCAGAUGUGCACGUUGUGGACAGCGGAAAUGCACCUACUAUCAAAUGCAAACUCGGUCGGCGGAUGAACCGAUGACUACUUUCGUCACUUGUGUUAAUUGUAAUUGUCGUUGGAAGUUUUCUUGAACAACCCACAUCCCUAGAAGUUAACAACCCCCCCUCCUCUGUGAUCCACCAAAAAGAAAAAAAAAGAACUCUACCUUAAUAUGCAUACAUACAUAUAUAUAAUUGAACAAGUUGUAUAUAGGUCCAUGUUUUUGGAUUAAUGAUUGGUUUUUUGUGUGUUUCCUGUUUUUGCUUUUUUUUGGUCUCACAUCAUGAGUUUGUUGAUAAUAAUGAUUAGUACAUACAUACAUAUAAAUAUAUGGCUUGUGUUUGUG
Molecule: messenger RNA, 1539 nt
Organism: Puccinia graminis f. sp. tritici CRL 75-36-700-3
Lineage: Eukaryota; Fungi; Basidiomycota; Pucciniomycetes; Pucciniales; Pucciniaceae
Product: transcription elongation factor S-II
Exons: 11
Coding region: 137-1285 (382 amino acids)
Biological process (GO): DNA-templated transcription; regulation of mRNA 3'-end processing; transcription antitermination
Cellular component (GO): nucleus
Molecular function (GO): zinc ion binding; RNA polymerase II transcription regulatory region sequence-specific DNA binding
Source: RefSeq, a predicted model, not a curated record